AUGGGGCUGCAGGCUUCUUCUACCGACGGCAAUGACCCCGGAAAGGAAGCUGCACCGACGAAGCCUGCGAGGCCCGUAGACACUGGCGUCCUGGUUUUACUGGGCGCCGGAGUUGGAAGCGCUGCCCAGGGAUUCUUGGGCCCGGCGCUCUUCCUCUCUUCCUGGGCCACAGUCCGGGUGGCAAGGCGCUUCGUCGUUCAAUGCAUUGACGCCGAGGACGCCAAUCGGCUUUUCAGGUAUGCGCCAGACAGCCUCCAGAGAAGGAAGGCAGAGCUUUUUGCGCAGCUUCAUCAUGAGCUCUUCGUUAUGCGGCGAAUUCGCGCGGGCGAUCUGCGCUACAUUGGGCGGCCAGGGGACAGGAGCUGGGAGGCCGGCAUGGACCCUCGCAACGACCACACGCCGAUAACGCUCUUCGACCUUGCGAUGCAAUCCGUGGCGGCGCACCCGAGGGUCAACGAAUGGGUUGGUCAGACAGUUCGCGCUGUCGCAGAGCCGGACAAGGUGGUGUAUCGGAUGCAUGAGGGAAUCUCGGAAGUCUACUUGGGCUGGCACGUCAGAGGAGAGCUGGGCGACGCCGAAGUUCAGGUGAAAGCAACAGGCAGUGUCGUGGACUUCAUCUACAUCUUCCCGCAAGGCCGCGACCAUUACGGCCUGCAGCCGGAAGGCUUUGUGAUCCGCCCCAACGGAGACUCCUGGUCCCAGAAUACCAGCGACUUGCCGAGGUUCAUGAAGCAACCCUUCGGGACGCAUGGCGGCAAGCUGUACCUGGAUCGCGAUGGCAUCUUCGACUUCGAUUACGAGGUUGGCGAGUUCCGCUCUGGUUACGAAGGGGAGAACCAUCCGCGUGUCCGCGCCUACAAGCGCUGGUUUGGUGACGGAUAG
Messenger RNA from Symbiodinium sp. CCMP2592, 882 nucleotides. The record is from the annotation of a GenBank genome assembly. Lineage: Eukaryota; Dinophyceae; Suessiales; Symbiodiniaceae.